Molecule: messenger RNA, 2151 nt
Organism: Scaptodrosophila lebanonensis
Lineage: Eukaryota; Metazoa; Arthropoda; Insecta; Diptera; Drosophilidae
Gene: Osi17
Exons: 9
Coding region: 1-2151 (716 amino acids)
Source: RefSeq, a predicted model, not a curated record
AUGGCCAAGACAAGCUGCUGCUCAAGUUGGUUGCUCAUGCUGAGCGCCAUCAUCCUCCUAAUCGAGUGCGCGACUGCCGUCCAGAAAGCGGAUGAGCACACAGCGCAAGUAAAUAGUCGCAUUGGUCGAUAUGCGGCCACGACACCUUUAAGCCAUGACAUUGACACAGAGGCGACUGACAUAGCGGCAGCAACAACAACAACAACAUUGACGCCAUCAGCAACCACCGAGCUGCCGCAGGAAGACUGGCAACCUAUAAGCUUAAAUGCGACACCACCUGAUAGCGCCAAGAAGGUCAGUGGAGGCGGAAGAGCCAGUGAUUCGCUGAUGCUCCGCUUUGCACGCCGUUUCUCGACCGGGAACGAGCUCUGGGAUGGCAUUAUUAGGGACUGCUAUAUCAAGCCCAGCAUAUCGUGUUUUCAGAAGAACGUCUAUAGCUAUUUGGAUGGCGCGCUCGAUGCGCACGAUGUGAACGUGACACAAAGAUUCAAAUUUUACAGGAAUCAAGUGCAAUAUGAGACCAAGGACGAAGUAGACCCAACGACAACAGAGUCAAGUCAAGGACGUUCUGCAUCCACAUCUGCAGCGCCGGAAACUCCAAUUGAGGAAGUGACCAAUGCACUUUAUGGCAAAAGCAUCAAAUUUGCCAUGACACACGAUCUGGAGGUGCAGCUGCCGGAGCUGAUGUUCGAUGGUGCCACAUUUCGCAUCUCACCUCGAUCCAUCGAAGGCAAUGGCAUCAUUGCCAAGCUGGAACUCAUACCCAAGCAGGAGGUCCAAGCACGUCUGGCCGGAAAAAUUAUCAUGAAGAAAAUACAAAAAUUUCUACGCAGCAAGCUGUUGUUGUCAUUCCUCGCCUUGCUGCUCAUCAUCAAAAUCAUCAAAAUCAAGUUAUUCUGGUUGCUGCCGAUUGUCAUUGGCGUUGGGGCGGCGAAGAAGUUGUUGCUGAAGUUUCUACUCUUCCUCUUCCCGGCACUGUCGCAUCUGUUUAAGCUCUGCUCAUACUAUCAGCAGUCUUAUCACACGACAAAAUACCAUCAUCAUCAUCAUUUGAUUAAUCAUCAUCAUACGGUGGUGCCACCAUGGCAUAGCGGUGAGCAUCAGUCGGGACCGGAACUUAUCUACACAAACCCACCCAAAGGACAUCCGUCGGCUUAUUUGCAUGGAGCGCCAGUGCAUGAAAGCUAUGGACCUGGACCAGGCCAUGAACAUUUUGAGGGCGCUUGGGAGAACUCCGGACCAGGGCUGGGAUCAGAAUAUAUAAGCGAUAUUAAUCGCGUAGCACAGAUUGAGGACAAUGCGCAUUAUUUUAAGCCACAUACUGCAAACGACGCAAAUGAGUUGCAUGCUUGGGGCCUUGCCACAACUCAGCCGUUUGGGAAGCAACCACAACAAGCACAACAUCAGCGCUGGCCAGCCACACAACAACCAAGACCACCCAUUAAUACCGCUCCACAUAGACAACAGCAACAACAACAACAGCAAAUCAAUUAUCAAAAAGCACACGCCUCUAGUCACAGCUUAAGUCCAUUCCAAAAUCAGGAGAAACAAAGCUCAAGGCCACAAUUCGCACAAUCAGCACCAAGUCCUGUCUAUGUGGCAGGACCGCCAGGAUCUCAGGCCAUUGGGCCUGUGCCCGGCGGGGCAGCUGCACAAAUUGCGGCACAAUAUGACCCAGCACGCAAUAAUCAACAGCAUCAGCCGCAGCAACAACUGUCGCCCGAGCUGUCUGCACAGCUAAAGGAAGCCAUACGCAUACAGGCUGAGCAGAGAUUAAUUGCACAGCAGCAGAAAAUACUGGAACAUCAGCCAUUUGUGCAGGAUGGGCAGCCACUCUAUCCGCUCAACUAUGAUCCCUUCUACAGUCCCAUACUGUUGAAAAUCGAUAAAAUCAUUGAACAGCUGGGCGUUAAGAACGAUUUGUGCAAGGAGCGUGUGGUCUGCAGCAUGUAUAAGGAUCCGGCCAACUAUAGUCCGCACAGCAACUUUGUCUCCGCCGAGCUAAGUCGAGACACCAGCGAACUGGAGCCCGUAACGAAAGCGAAUGAGGCUGUGAAACGUUUCUAUCGCCUCAUACAAGCGGCGCGCGAUGGUCAGGAUCAAAAGGAUUGCGCCAGCCUAUAUCCACAGUGCAAUAUGCCAACGAAGUGA